AUGCAAAGACUACUAUCAAUCACGGGGCUUUCUGCUCUCUUGCAGGUUGCAUACACCCAAGUUACAUGUUCAGGAAACUUUACUCCCAUAACCGCAGAGGACUUUGUUGCAAACAUCCAUCCUGGGUGGAAUCUAGGGAAUACUCUGGACGCCAUUCCAGACGAAGGUUCCUGGAACAAUGCUCCUGUUGAGGCAGCAACGCUCGACCUCAUCAAACAGUCAGGGUUCAAGAGCGUUCGUCUUCCAGUGACCUGGACCCAUCAUUUCACUGGAGAAUCUCCUGACUGGACUGUCGACCCGGCAUGGCUGCAACGCGUCUCUGAUGUCCUAGACUCGAUCACUUCUCGAGACUUGUAUGCCAUCGUGAAUGUCCACCAUGAUUCGUGGGAAUGGGCCGAUGUCACUGCUUCCGGCGCCGACCUAGACCUGAUUGAUGAGAAAUUCUAUCGCCUGUGGUACCAGAUCGGGACCACUUUGGGGUGUAAGCCCAAUUUGGUUGCUUUUGAAUCCAUCAACGAACCCCCAGCGAACACCGCUGAAGACGGCGCCGAAAUCAAUAAACUGAACAGUAUUUUCCUUCAGGCAAUUGCUGAUGCUGGCGGGUUCAAUUCCCAGCGUGUUGUUAACCUUGUCGGAGGUGGCCAGGAUAGUAUCAAGACAUCCCAGUGGUUUGAAGUUCCAGAAAACAUCACGAAUCCUUGGGCUAUCCAGUUCCAUUACUACAGUCCUUACGACUUCAUUUUCAGCGCAUGGGGCAAAACAAUCUGGGGCUCAGACACCGAUAAGGAUACCCUCACAACAGACUUCGAGCUCAUUCGCAACAACUUCACCGACGUCCCACUAAUCCUAGGUGAAUACGACGCAUCAUCAGUUAACACUGAGCCGGCCGCGCGCUGGAAAUACUUCGACCAUAUCCAGCGCGUCGCAUCCCAAUUCGGCAUUGCAACUGUUAUGUGGGACAAUGGUGCAGAUCAUCUAGAUCGUACAACUGGGCAAUGGCGUGAUCCGACAACUCUGGACAUCGUCAUUGGUACAACGGCUGAGACAGCUAACAGUCUCCCUGAUAGUACUGAGGACGCUUCUGCAACAGAGCAGUUUUCAUCUGCAUAUAUAUAUCACCAGGUUGGGACGAACGUUACGUCUCAAAGUCUCCCGUACCUCUUUAAUGGUAAUUCUCUCGUAUCAAUUACGGAGUCCGAUGGUACGGUGCUGGUCAGCGGCUCCGACUACUUGGUUUCUGGUGAUAACAUCGUCUUCUCGGCUACAUACCUGGGAACGAAGUACACUGCUUCUAGCACCUCUGGCAUUAUCGAUACUUUGACUUUGGAGUUCAAUGGUGGUGCCACAUCCCCCACUAUUCAAAUCGUGCAGUGGGAUACACCAGUCCUUUCUUCAACCUCUGCAUCAGCUUCUGCAGUCUCAGGGGCUGACCUUUCCAUCCCAAUUACUUGGAACGGCGUUCCGAAACUUGCGUCUGUGAAGGCUGUUACGAGCUCAGGUAUCUAUUUGUUCGACGAUUGGACCCAGUGGCUUGGUCCGCUUCAACAGGCUCGUGCUACUUACAGCAACCACUGGAACUGGGACGACAACAAUGCUAUCAUCACGGCUGCCGCAAUUGAUGCAGUUGUGGCAGCCGGGGAAACCUCGGUCUUUACGUUCGAGUUUUACCCUCGUGUGGAUGGGGAGGAGAAUACAGUUGACUUCACGUUGACUGUUUAA
This is a messenger RNA of Aspergillus nidulans FGSC A4, 1719 nucleotides long. Its product is annotated as putative extracellular endoglucanase. Lineage: Eukaryota; Fungi; Ascomycota; Eurotiomycetes; Eurotiales; Aspergillaceae. The record is from RefSeq and is a predicted model, not a curated record. Gene Ontology annotation, biological process: glycogen biosynthetic process; polysaccharide catabolic process. Gene Ontology annotation, molecular function: hydrolase activity, acting on glycosyl bonds; hydrolase activity, hydrolyzing O-glycosyl compounds. The transcript is spliced from 6 exons. The coding region runs from base 1 to 1719 and encodes 572 amino acids.